Ictidomys tridecemlineatus (thirteen-lined ground squirrel) is the source of this 867-nucleotide messenger RNA. Lineage: Eukaryota; Metazoa; Chordata; Mammalia; Rodentia; Sciuridae. The record is from RefSeq and is a predicted model, not a curated record.
UAUAACCUGAAAAUGAGAUCCCAGAACCAUUUAGUGCACAGACAGUUCUUUGCUGAGGGUCUUUUGGAUGAUCAGCCCUUCCUGCACUAUGACAGUGAGAGAGACAGGGCAGAGCCUCAGGCACUAUGGGCAAAGACAGUCCUGGGAGCCGAGACCUGGAACACAGAGACCCAAGACUUGGCAGGGAGUGGGAAAAACCUCAGAAUGAUUCUGGCAGAUAUCAUCAGUCUGCAGAGGCAGAAAGAAGGGUCUCAUUCCCUCCAGGAGUCUUGGGGCUGUGAGAUGCAAAAGAACAACUGCACCAGGGGCUUCUGGGAUUUCUACUAUGAUGAGGAGCCCUUCCUCUCCUUUCAUCCUGUGACUCACAGCUGGACAGUGCACCCUUCCUCGGCUCAGACUUUGGCUAUGGAAGUCAAGAAGCACUGGAAAUCGGAUGAUAGUCCAAGCAAGGCUCAAUGGGCCCAUGUGCAAGGAACAAUUUGUGGAAGACUCCAGAGAUAUCUGAACUCCUGGAUAGCCUUCAAUAAGACAAUAGUGUCCCCAGUAGUGACUAUUACCUGUGGUGAGGCCUUGGAGGACACCAUCAACGCCACAUGUUGGGCUUUUGGUUUCUAUCCCUGGAUUAUCUCUCUGACUUCGCUUCAGGAUGGGGAACCACUGAGCCAGGACACACAGCAGUCUGGGAGUCUCUUGCCAUAUGGGAAUGGGACCUACCAGACCUGCGUGUCCACCAGGAUUCCUCAAGGACAGGAGCAGAGGUUUACCUGCCAUGUGCGACAUAGUGGGGAAGAGAGCACUGGCACUGUGCCCUGUGCUCAGGAGCUCACAAAUCCUGAAUCAUCAGCAGAUGGUGAAGAGGAACCAUAA